This is a messenger RNA of Gigantopelta aegis, 818 nucleotides long. RefSeq names its product cytochrome c-like. Bases 162 to 491 code for a protein of 109 amino acids. The record is from RefSeq and is a predicted model, not a curated record. The transcript is spliced from 3 exons. NCBI's taxonomy places the organism in Eukaryota, Metazoa, Mollusca, Gastropoda, Neomphalida, Peltospiridae. Gene Ontology annotation, cellular component: mitochondrial intermembrane space. Gene Ontology annotation, molecular function: electron transfer activity; heme binding. Gene Ontology annotation, biological process: mitochondrial electron transport, ubiquinol to cytochrome c; mitochondrial electron transport, cytochrome c to oxygen.
GCCAUGUCAGAGAUUUUACACCCCUUUUCUAAAAAAAUGAAUGGUUCCCAUGACCUCUAAGUGACGUCACAGAUCCUCACUAUUUCGGCCAUAUUUCUCGUGAGAGGUUAGACACGUUUUUCUUCGUUUGAUCGUCGGUUGUAAAAUCAACUUGGUGACAAAUGGCAGACAUCCCGCCCGGAAAUGUUGAGAAGGGAAAGAAGCUCUUUAUUCAGAGGUGUGCUCAGUGCCAUGUUGUAGAAGCGGGUGGCAAGCACAAAACCGGGCCAUGUCUUAAUGGUAUGAUGGGACGAAAAACGGGACAGGCUGCUGGAUUUAAUUACACUGAUGCAAACAAAAAUAAAGGUAUCGUUUGGUCUAAGGACACGUUGUGGGUUUACCUGGAGAAUCCGAAGAAGUACAUCCCUGGAACAAAGAUGAUCUUCGCAGGCAUGAAGAAGCCGCAGGAGAGAGCUGAUUUGCUUGCGUAUUUAGAAGAAUCAACAAAAUGACAACAUGAUGAUGAAUAGGAUUUUUACUGUACAUAUUCAUGUCCACAACAUUUUAAAAUUCAUUUAAAACAUUUAGGGACAAGUCAUGUGGACAGGUUGCAUUUAGAUGCUGUAUUUAACAUGGAAACAUCGUCUGGGAAAACGAUAUAGUGGAGUUGGUUUGAUUUGGACUUUGUUUAACAAAAAUGUUUUGGGUCUUAAUUAGCACAACAUAUUUUUAGCUAGAUGUGCUAAUUCUUGGAGAAUUUCAUGACCUUUUGAACAAAUAAUUAUACUAUAAUUAUGUGUGAAUGACACUGUAAUAAACAGAUCCAGUUUUAAACACUG